AUGCCUGUCCCCGUCGUACCCCACUCUGAAGUCGAUGUUCUCAUUAUUGGGGCUGGCCCUGCUGGCCUCAUGUGUGCGAACGCUCUGGCAAAUGCGAAAGUGAAUGUUCGGGUCAUCGAUAAAAGGGCUGCUCGAGUAGCCGCCGGUCAGGCUGAUGGACUUUCACCUCGUACUAUUGAAGUUUUCCAGAGCUAUGGCAUUGCAGAGCGCCUUUUGAAGGAAUCUGUUCAAGUCCACCAAGCGGCUUUCUAUAACCCUUCCCCGUCCGGCGGUAUCGAGCUUACCAGCAGAACACAAGAUGUAGUAGCUCCGUCUGCAAGAUACCCAUUCGAGGUAUAUUCCAUGAAACCGCUUGGUGUCGAGGUUGAGUGGUCAACGUUACCAGCUUCGAUAGAGAUCUGCAAGGACGAACAUGUGUUGAUGGACCCUGCAUCGCAUCCUGUUCGCGUUGUUCUCCAAAAACUGGACGCCCCUGAGGGUCAACUACAAGAAGAGAUUGUCCAUGCUAAAUAUGUUGUUGGAGCUGAUGGCGCUCACUCAUGGGUUCGCAAACAAUUUGAUAUUACGAUGGAUGGCGAACAAUCUGAUUUCAUCUGGGGUGUCAUGGACAUGGUGCCUGACACGGAUUUCCCGGAUGUUAGGAAUAAGUGUCUUAUGCAUUCCAACAAUGGCUCAAUUCUUCUUGUACCUCGAGAACAAGAUCGCCUCCGCGUGUAUGUGCAACUAGAGAACAAGGAUAUCAUCGAUCCAGCAACAGGUAGAGUAGACAAGGAUAGAAUGGGUCCAGAUGAAAUGCUUGAAGUUGCCCGAAAAUCGUUUAGCCCUUACAAAAUAUCCCCGACGACUGGGUUUUUGUGGUGGACACUAUAUAUCAUCGGGCAACGAGUGGCCUCACAGUUUUCCGUCAAAAACCGAGUACUUAUCGUCGGCGAUGCUUGUCAUACACACUCUCCGAAAGCAGGCAAGUGUCUUAAAUCCGGACCUUCCCUAUCAAUCGCCCUAGUGGUUCGUGGUUGGGCAGAUCUAUCACUUUUGUCAACGUACGAAUCAGAGCGCCGUAAAUUCGCAUUGGACCUCAUCGUAUUUGAUAAAAUGUAUUCCACCCUCUUUUCUGGGAAGCCCUUAUCCCAGGAGAACAGCCAUGGGGUUGCGCCCGAGCAUUUCUUGAAGAUAUUUAAACAGUUCGGAGGCUUCACCAGUGGCAUUGGGGUACAUUAUGAACCUUCGAUUGCAACACUUGACAAAAACCAAGAGUUGGCCAGUGGUCUAGUGAUUGGCGAACGUUUCCCUCCAUACAAAUUCAUCCGCGCUGCAGACGCAUGGCCCUUUGAAAUCCAGGACCUUCUUCCUGCAGACUUCCGCUUCAAAUUGCUCGUUUUCACUGGUGACUUCAGCGACCCACUUCAAAAUGCGAGGGUUGAGUCGAUGGUUGCUACCAUGCAGAAACCCGAUAGCUUCCUAAACCGUUACGCGACGUCUAGCAAGGGCGCUGAAAACUCACGAUUUGACAUCAUCACCAUCAGCAAAGGUCGAAAAGAAGGAUUCAAUUUCUUGCAGUUCCCAACGCUUCUUCGCUCUCACUGGUCGAAGGUAUUUAUCGAUGACAUUGAUGUCACCAAUAGCUUCGGGGGGAAAGGCUACUCAUAUUAUGGUGUAGGCCAUGAGGGCGCAAUAGUUGCUGUUCGCCCCGAUGGCUAUGUUGGAGCCAUCGCGCCCCUGGAUCACGUUGAAGACCUUGAUGCGUAUUUCACAUCUUUCAUGACGGCUGCCGUUUAA
This is a messenger RNA of Suillus fuscotomentosus, 1776 nucleotides long. Its product is annotated as FAD binding domain-containing protein. The coding region runs from base 1 to 1776 and encodes 591 amino acids. NCBI's taxonomy places the organism in Eukaryota, Fungi, Basidiomycota, Agaricomycetes, Boletales, Suillaceae. Gene Ontology annotation, molecular function: FAD binding. The transcript has 14 exons. The record is from RefSeq and is a predicted model, not a curated record.